GGUAACUAGGACGCCUUUUAGAAUGGACGUUAGUUUGCUGUCGCUCUAUUAUUACUGGUAAUAAUAUGUAAAUAAAUUGAAAAUUCGUUGUUUUUCAACUUCUUAAAGCUUUUGUACAAUUAGCAGAUAGGCCCUAUAGUUCUUUCGAUUAAUGAGAAAAUGUAUGAUAGAGCAGAGAGAGUUAUUGGUACCCUCUGCGGAAGUACCCCAGCAGUUGUAGGACCAGGAACAUAUGAUUCCAACAGACUACCACACACAAGAUUAAAUGCAGAUGGGUAUGCACCGUUUUUGUCUAUGACAUCACGAGAAACAUUUUUAAAUGUUAAUGAUCAAGUGGUAGCAGCACCCGGUCCAGGCCAUUAUGACCUGCAUGCUUCACAAAGUGUUGUCAAGGGUGGAUCAACUGUAGCUAAUAAAGGUAAAAGAUUUGAUGAUAUUUUAAAAGAAACACCUGGUCCAGGAAGUUACAAUGUACAUGCUUCAUCUGACUUUACUCUACAAUCUAAAUCAGCUCCAGCAGCUAGUAGAGAUCCUAAUACAUGUAGAAUAAAAUACCAUCGUAAACCUGAGGCACCAUCAAUACCCUGUCCUGGACAAGCUUAUGGUUAUGAAGAUUGUGAUGAUGGUAGUUUAAAAAAGCAGGAUGCACCAGAAAGAGAUGUUUCAAUAGGACCAGCAUUUUAUAAAUUAGAUCAUUCGGACACCAGAACAGUUAAGCAGUAUAAAGGUGUUCAUUUUGGGAAAAUGUCAUCCAAAAGAAGUGAUUUUCAUGGGAAGAAUGGACCUGGACCAGGAGAUUAUGACCCUUAUAUUGAACCCUUAGUAAAAGCAGAAAACACAAAUAUGCACGAAGAAGAAACCAAACGCUACGAUGCACGAAUACCAAGAUAUCAUGAAGUUGUAACUUUAGAAGAAGAGAAAAGGUCUGUUCCUGGUCCAGGUAAAUAUGAUAUUAAAGGUCAGUUUGAUCCAUUACCUGCUAAAGUUAAUACUGAAGGUAUAGAAGUUGAACAUCCACCAUUUUUAUCUCAAUCCAAGAGAUUUCAACCUAUAAAAAAAGCAGUUCCAGCGCCAGGAACUUAUAAUGAUCCAAGAACUGCUUUAGAGAGUUUGCGUCGAGUCACAGGGUUAAAAAGAAGUCCAUUUUCACAGACAUCAAGCCGCUUUAAUAAUGAACAUCACAUACGAAAAAUACCAGGUCCAGGAAGUUAUAAUAUAGCAGGUAUGGGAUCAGAAAGCAUGAGAAAGGCGUAUCUACAGAGUACAAGAAGGGGAGUAUUUGGUACUACAUCUGCUCGUAUUCAAGUCUUGAAUAAGAAAGAAGACACAGAAAUCCCCGGACCAGCGCAUUAUCAAGUUAAAGAUAAACCAUAUACAACCCGCCUUCAACAAAUGACUUCAAAUUUCUCAUCUUUAAGCAACAGAUUAACUGAGCCACCAUCGGUAAUAAAGGAAAUUCCCCCUCCAGGUUCUUAUGAAGUUCACAAAUCUUACGUAAACUCUCAAAUAAAGCCCCAUAGAGCUAAGCCAAGGAAUGAAACGGCGAAGAAGAAACAUGGCUCCUUUAUGUCUGCUGCAUCAAGAUUUGCUCCGGCACGUAAUGUUAUAGCCGAACACCCAGAUCCAGAUGUACCAGGUCCUGGUGCCUACGAUAAUAAUGCAGACACAUUAACGAAGAAAGGAGGUUUAAUGGUAUCGAGAAAUAAAAGAUUCCAAAGUUUUAAAAAUGAAGCUCCGGGUCCAGGAACAUACGAGUUUUCACCUUUGAUACAAGACACAGUACUAAAAGGAACUUUUAAUUCUACACUGGGAAACCCCAUAGCACACAAGAUGGAGUCCAUUAACCCGGGAACUAUGGCUAAACAUACCUUCCUUUUAGGAAUGUAACAAUUAUAAGAAAAAUUUACCUUAUUGUGGAAUGAUUUUCACCUGAUAUAUAAAUUAACAGUUAAAAUUGUGAAUUGAUCUGAGCUUCAUGAUGUUUUAUUAAACUACAUGUACAAUCUGAUUAAAAUACAGAUCUUUAUUUCGUUUUGUUUUUUUAUACUUUCGAUGGCCUACACUACAUGAAGAUCUGACAAUAUAGCGAUAGGUCACAUAGGGGUCAAAAGACCGACUUAUGACCCUAUGAUGUCAGACAUUUGAUUAACCAAUCAGCAUUGAUGUUACUAGUGGAUUACCCACAGUUCCGUGCAGAACAGGCCUAAAGCUCGCCGUGACAGACCGUUUCAUUGGCUUAUCCCUGUCACCAUUCAGAACACAAGUUAAAUAACAACUCUUCCAGAUCCAAGUGUAGUAAAGACAAGUAAAACGAAAUUUUGAACUAUAAAAAUGAAACGAAAUAGGAUCUGUGUUUUAACCAGAUUGACUACAUGUAUUAACUCUCUCGAUUGUAAAUAACCUAAAGAGUAUAUAAAAUAUAAUAUAUAUAUUUAUAUAUACAUGUAGCUUUUAGAUUAUAUAUCAUGGAAUACUGUUCUUAAUACAUGUAUAUUUACCAUGAAGUAUUUUGUCAUUUUCAAUAUAUCAUAAAAGAAAAUGAGUCAGAAAAUGUUUUUUUAUGAGAAGAAUUAUGAUUGUUUUUGUAUUAAUGUUUAGUAAUGGUUGUAAGUAGGGGCCACCUACAGGAUAAAUAAACGGAAAACCAAAUACGACAUUGAGAUAUGAUUACUCACUGAUUUAUAUUCAGAUACUAUACUACAUGCAGUCAUGAAAAUAGCAUUAUAUAAUUGUUUUCACAUGCUAACAACUCAUUGGAGAAGUAUUUAAUUUAAGCUUACUUUAUUAGCUUUUUUUUUCGCAUAGAAAAUUAUAGAAUAAAAGACAGUUUAUUAUGAUUAUGAUAGAACUGAUAUUUAGCAAAAAAAAAUUUAUUUAGAAUAUCAUAAUGUCAAUUUUGAUAGGGGAAUAACUCUAAACUCCACAUUGUUGUUAUGCUCACAAUGUUUUUGUUUUCUUUUAUGAAUCUUGGAAAAGGCGUUUCAGCAGUAUUAGAACUAUGGUAGCUUUCAUGAAAUUGACUUCAGAUUUGAUUGUAAUAAUACACUUACUGCUGGUUGUUUUGUUUGAGGUGUUUUACCUAUAUAUUUUUUACAUAUUGUACAAAGAACUAUUGUCUGAAUAUAUGACUUUUUUAUUAUAAGUAAACUGUGAUAUUUAUUUUAUAGAGAAUUUAUUAGCUUUUAUUUGGGGCUGAUAUUUUGUGUAUAAAACUAGAAGAUAAUAUUGUUAUAUGAUAUGAGUACAUACAUACCAUAUUCAACCAAAUAAAUGCAACAUGACGCGAAAUGUAUGGGAUUGUGGGGCGGGGUUGCUCCGAGGUGCUGCAUAUUCCUUGUUAAAUUUAUUGUGCUUUCUUGAUUCAGUUUCUGAAAUAUAUUUAUUAAAUGCAUACCAUAUUCAACCAAAUAAAUGGAACAUGACUGGAAAUGUAUAGGAUUUGAUAAUGGGAGGGGGGGGGUCCGAGGCACUGCAUAUUUCUAGUUAAAUUUAUUGUGCGUACUGGAAUCGGUUUCUGAAAUAUAUUUAUUAAAUAUGAUUUACACACCUGGAUCAUCGGAGUAUUUAAUCGUGACUGCAUGCUCGUACUCUUGGUUAUUUAUGGUACUUGAUAUUAUAAUUACAUGAAAGUAUUGAAAAAAUGAGAAAUUAUCUUAGACAUAAGAUUUAAGAUUGUUGACUCAAAAGGAAAGUGGAGCUAUUAAUAUGUUGAGAUAAAAAGUCUAAAAUUUCAACUUGAAUGGUAAAAUAUGGCGGAGAUGGAAAAUUAUUAGGCUAAUUUGAAUUAUUAUAGGACUGGUUUAUUUCAAAGCCAUUAAGCUGUGUAUUAUAGUCUGUAUUGAUAAGCUAAUGUCCUGAUUCAUUUCAAGAAAAAUACAGGAAGAGAGUAUUAAUAAAGAAAAGAUUAAAUACUGUCUGGUGGCUUUUUGUGAUAAACAAAAGAAAAUGUUUAUAAUGGCAGCAUAUAUGCGAAUUUUGAAUUACUUCUACAACAUAAAAUGCACAUAUUCAAUGAUUAUAUUUCUUUAUAUAUACCGGGAAAUAUAAAGCAGCAAUUUAAAAUUUAAAAAUUUGCACAUAUUCAAUGAAUGUAUUUUAUUAUAUAUACCCCGUAAAAUUAACCAGCAAUUUAAAAAUCUGAAAGUCUAGAAGAAAAGAAAUUUUGAAGCAAUGUUAGAAUAAAAAAGUGUAUACAUUAACAUAGAUUUGGUUUAAAAUGUAUACAUUAACAUAGAUUUGGUUUGAACAAAAAAAAAGGUGUGGGUUUAAUAAACUGACCUUUUCCAAAUUGAAAAAAUUUGAGCAGUUAAUUCAGUAUGAUUCACUGAUUUAAUAUAACACUGAUCCAGAAUACAUGAUAUGAAAAUUAUAAAAUCAGAAAUUGAAACUCUCACAAAAACGAAAAGUAUUCUUUAGGCAUGAGUCAUCUCUAUUUUUCUAGAGAUAUGUUCAUCUUGACCAAAUCUAUGUUAUCUUUUGGCACUAUAUAAAACAGGUGAUACAUGCUUCCACUUUAUCAAAGUAACCACCACAUUCUGCUGAGAUGGUUUGAUUUUUGUUUUGUUUUGAUCAGUUAUUGUACAUCUUUUAUCAUACAAGAAUGUUACUGGCAGUAUAUUUAGCUUUUCUUCUUGUCUUUCGUUUUUCGUAAGCUUUAAAUAUAUCAGCAUUAUAUUGAUAGAUAUCAGGAUUCAGGAAUGUAGCAUGAUGUAUGUUUUGUACCAAUAAAACUGUUCAAGUCUAAA
Patella vulgata (common limpet) is the source of this 4745-nucleotide messenger RNA. Its product is annotated as sperm-tail PG-rich repeat-containing protein 2. The transcript has 12 exons. Lineage: Eukaryota; Metazoa; Mollusca; Gastropoda; Patellidae. The record is from RefSeq and is a predicted model, not a curated record. Bases 160 to 1887 code for a protein of 575 amino acids.